Molecule: messenger RNA, 2589 nt
Organism: Durusdinium trenchii
Lineage: Eukaryota; Dinophyceae; Suessiales; Symbiodiniaceae
Source: the annotation of a GenBank genome assembly
CUUGUUGUCAUUAUUUUUCCUUACAUUAGUGGCCCUGUCAUGCUGCUAUGAGAGCAAAGCAACGGAAACGAGGCUGGGUCAUUUUGGCUACAGCGUGGCGUGUCUCCAGGCUUGUUGUGAGCCCAUGCAGAUCUUUCUGUUCGCAAAAGCCUAGUCAGCGACACGGUUUGAGACCUUUGCCUGCAGCACCAAACAAGGACCCACAAGGAAUCAAGCCCGAGGAAUCGGCAAGAGAUGAGGUUGAUGCCUUGACUUUGGCACGACGUCAGCUGAAACUUGCUUUGGACCAGCAAGCAACUGCACAAGCGCAAGUGGACAGAGCGCAAGUGCAGGUAGACAUGGCUGUGGAGGACUUGCGGACAGCUAGAGAAACAGGAGAUGAGCAGAAGGUGGAGGAGGCGAAGAAGGAGGUGGAGGAGGCGGAGGAGAAGGUGAAGGAGGCGGAGGAGAAGGUGGAAAAGGCGGAGGAGAAGGUGGAAAAGGCAAAGACGGAGGCGAAAAAGGCGGAGGAGAAGCUGGAGGAGAAAGCCCAGCAGGAGAAGGUGCCAGGCUUCCAGUCUCUCACUAAGCUUCUUGGAAGGCCGCUUUUUCCCAACGCCGUGCCUCUGAAUGACAGAAAUGCCACAUAUUCUUCAGCUUCUUCAUACAUUCUCGGCUUGGACUGGGGUCCGUUCAACGGGAAACUGGCCCUGCAAAACAAAAGGUUGCAGGCACAGCUUCUAGAUCGCGAACAGGAGGUGCAACUUAUCGUGAAGAAGUUGCUGGAAAGGUCAAACAACUUGUUUGGCAAACGUGCGUCAGACAAGGCUUUCUCCCCAGCCAUCCUAGUGGCACAGGCACCUGGAGCAGGCAAGAGCCAUUUCCUGGCCAUGCUCGGAGAGGAGAUUCCCAUGCUGUACGACCUGGAUGGUAGAAGCCAGACACCAAUCAUCUCAGCUUUCACCUACAACUCUGGAAUGACCAAAGAUGACAUUGAGAAUCUGAAGACUGACUUGGCGCUGCGGGUUCUUUAUGGUGCAGCAAGGCACAUGAGCAGGACAAAGUGCGAGUGGAGUGACUUCGUAGAAGCAUGGAAGUCUCACUUCGUAAAAGCAUGGAAAUCUCGGGAGAUUGACUCGAUUGACAUCAAUUUGGCUGUGAAAAUCCUGCGCAGAUGGUACGGUGACCGUCCCGUUGUGAUCCUGGCUGAUGAGGUGGGAAAGUCGAAGGACGAAGCUUUGGUGCGCCAGGAGCUUUGCAGGACGAUGGACGCUUGGGGAGGCCAAGUCUUUGUCAUGAUGUCUGCUCUCAGCAAUUACCACGCAGCUAUGGAGAUGUUCAGGGGCAGCAAUCGACGGGUCGACAUUUGCAUUUUAACAGUCCUUAGUACUGAAGCCUACGACCUUUUUUCCGCCAAGCUCCGUGAACUGCAGCAGAAGCAGGAAAAAGGUAUCAAGGGGGACAUCCUGCAAUAUCGAAUUUCUCUUGCCUGGGGAGCUACCGGCGGCUACGCACGGGCCAUUGAGUACAUGGCUGAAUACAUCAGCAACUUUGCCCAAGGUCUUAAAGCUGGAGUUGUCUCAAGGGCCACAGGGCACCUUGGAACAGAGAGGUCCUUGCCCCCAAUGUUUUCCAAGGAGGAGUUGGAAUCUGUGUUAGAGAUGUGGGAAAGACAAGAUUGUCCCUUUCUGCGAUUGGAUGACAUUGUGAACCUGAUGCCUGAAGCCACAUACAACGGGAGUGUACUAAUAGACUCAGUUAUGAAGGGAAUGCAAGUCUACCUGCCAACUGUUGCUCCGUGGCAUGCAGCCAGUUUCUUCACUUCAGUGUGGCAAAGUCAUAAGAACCUGCCACCGAGAUGUGCCAAACUCCUGGAUUUGGCCGGCAUCGCAUACAAAAACAAAGUCGAUGCCAUUGACAGCAGCAACGUGCAGACCAUGAAGCAAACCAGCUCAUACUUCACUGAGGUCGUGGCGGCUUUUGCUGCCAUGUUUGCGAUCGUGAAGAAGUACAAGAAGCUGCCACCAGUUCUGACACAGGGUACGGCACGCAGCAUUUGCGACAUCGACCUUGAUGAUUCGUUCUUGCAGGAAGAACUUGCCACGAAAGGCAAGGAGGAUGCAGAUGAGAAGUUAGCGUCAUUUUUGGAAAAAGCCGUGGAACUAAGCCAACAGAAGGACAAGGAGCAACCCUUCUUAGUGAUCAUGGCUCCGCCCAACUGCAAGGCUGUUGACUUUCUAAUCUUCUGCCAAGAUCAGAACAGUUUUGUGGCUGUUCAGGUGAAAUCUAACACACUGACUGAGGCGAAAGCCCAGAAUACACAAAAGGCAGCCUUGCUGCAAGCAGCAAAGGACAUCCGCUCUGCCAGCGACUCCUUGCAGCUUGUGGCCUUCCUUGCUAUAGUCGGCUCCAACUACACAGAAAUGGAGGACUUGAAGGCUGACACGUUUCUCCUGCAGCUUGAGGAUCUCGUCGCCCUCAUCCCACCCUUUCUGCGACAACUCUCGGGUCUCGCUGCAGGGGUGCAAAGCGUGGAAGGUGAGGAUGCGUGAGUGGAAAAAGAUUGAAAAAGCAUCCAAAGCAGAUUUAAAAGCUUCUUGCUCCUAGUAG